Messenger RNA from Cuculus canorus (common cuckoo), 3416 nucleotides. It is a transcript of the gene SSRP1, whose product is annotated as structure specific recognition protein 1. The coding region runs from base 1008 to 3128 and encodes 706 amino acids. Lineage: Eukaryota; Metazoa; Chordata; Aves; Cuculiformes; Cuculidae. The transcript is spliced from 17 exons. Gene Ontology annotation, cellular component: FACT complex; nucleus. The record is from RefSeq and is a predicted model, not a curated record. Gene Ontology annotation, molecular function: DNA binding; nucleosome binding; histone binding.
GGAUAAGCGGGCGCAGAGAGAGGGAGGAGUCCCCCUCCCGCGUUGUUGGGGGUGAUGGAGGGGACCGGGAAUGGGAGUGCGGGAGGGAGCACCUGCUCCUGCCCUCCCCGGGCGUCCCCGCCCUCCGCACACGUUCCGGGGAGAGUCCCGCGUUUGGGGGUGCCCCGAGGUUGGGGGGACCUUGUCGGGAGCCGUCUUUGCGGCCCUCGGGUUUUAGGGUAUUUUCUUUUUGGGGUGGCCUAGGUGUGGCCCCGUGUUGACAGCGGCAAGUUUUGGGGAUCCCGUGACCCGAGGGGUGCUAUUUUUGGGGUGUCCCUGUUUAGGGGCGUCCCCGUUUAGGAAGUGCUUGGGUUUGGGGAUGCCCAAACCUGGGGUGUCCUCGUUCUGAGGAGACCCCAUUUUGGGGCUGCCCCCCUUUUUUGAAGCGUCAUAUUUUGGGGGUGCCUCCAUUUUGGCUCUCCGCCCGGUUUUGGGGUACCCCAGACUUGGGGGAGCCGGUUUUGGGGUGGCCGGUUUUGGGGGCGCCCCAGACCUGAGGUGCCUCCGUUUUUUGGGUGGCCAGACCUGGGGCGCCCCCUCUCUAGGGUGUUUCCUUUUUGGGGGUGCCCCCGUUUUGGGGUCGCCGCGUGCACCAAUGGCGCCCCCCUCCUGGAGGCCUAUCUCAUCUCUAUGGUGCGCAGCGAGGCAGCGCGGCCCGGGCAGCGGCCGCUCUGCCCCCCCCAUCUCCACGUCUAUGGCUUGGCGGGAGCGCGAUGCCGCGUCCUCUCUAGGCGGAGCCUUGGCUCUCUAUGGUCGCGCGCGGUCUCUAUGGUCUCUGUCGCGUCUUCGCGCGCUCCGCCUGGCGCCCAGAGCGGCUCCGAGCUGGGCCGGAAGAGAGGGUGGCUUCCGGCUCUGGCGGCAGCGGCGGCAGCGGGGGGGAGGCUCCGCGUGGGCUUCGUGCUCCCUGAGGAAUGGGGCUGAGCUGAGCCUGUCUGCCCUUGCCACCCGCCCCUCUGGGCACCCCCACCAUGGCCGACACGCUGGAGUUCAACGAGAUCUACCAGGAGGUGAAAGGAUCCAUGAAUGAUGGGCGACUCCGGCUCAGCCGCCAGGGCGUCAUCUUCAAGAACAGCAAGACGGGAAAAGUGGACAACAUCCAGGCCUCGGAGCUGGCCGAGGGUGUCUGGCGGCGUGUGGCGCUGGGCCACGGCCUCAAGCUGCUCACCAAGAAUGGGCAUGUGUACAAGUACGAUGGAUUCCGGGAGUCGGAGUUUGACAAGCUCUCAGAGUUCUUCCGUGCCCACUACCGGCUGGAGCUGGCAGAGAAGGACCUGUGCGUGAAGGGCUGGAACUGGGGCACCGUGCGCUUCGGUGGGCAGCUCCUCUCCUUCGACAUCGGGGAGCAGCCAGUAUUUGAGAUUCCGCUGAGCAACGUCUCCCAGUGCACCACUGGCAAGAACGAGGUGACGCUGGAGUUCCACCAGAAUGAUGAUGCUGAGGUCUCCCUCAUGGAGGUCCGCUUCUAUGUGCCCCCGACCCAGGAGGAUGGUGUUGACCCUGUGGAGGCCUUUGCGCAGAAUGUCCUCUCCAAGGCGGACGUGAUCCAGGCCACUGGAGAUGCCAUCUGCAUCUUCCGGGAGCUGCAGUGCCUAACACCACGCGGACGCUAUGACAUCCGCAUCUACCCCACCUUCCUGCAUCUCCAUGGCAAGACCUUUGACUACAAGAUCCCCUACACCACCGUGCUCCGGCUAUUCCUGCUGCCACACAAGGACCAACGCCAGAUGUUUUUCGUGAUCAGCCUGGACCCCCCAAUAAAGCAGGGCCAGACCCGCUACCACUUCCUCAUCCUGCUCUUCUCCAAGGACGAGGACAUCUCCCUCACCCUCAACAUGAACGAGGAGGAGGUGGAGAAGCGUUUUGAGGGGCGUCUCACCAAGAAUAUGUCGGGCUCCCUCUAUGAGAUGGUCAGCCGCGUCAUGAAGGCGCUGGUGAACCGCAAGAUCACCGUGCCUGGAAACUUCCAGGGGCACUCCGGAGCGCAGUGCAUCACCUGCUCCUACAAGGCAAGCUCUGGCCUCCUCUACCCUCUGGAGCGUGGUUUCAUCUAUGUCCACAAGCCACCCGUUCACAUCCGCUUCGAUGAGAUCUCCUUCGUCAACUUUGCCCGUGGCACCACCACAACUCGCUCCUUUGACUUUGAGAUUGAGACCAAGCAGGGCACACAGUACACCUUCAGCAGCAUCGAGAGGGAGGAGUACGGGAAGCUCUUCGACUUCGUCAACGCCAAGAAGCUGAACAUCAAGAACCGGGGGCUGAAGGAGGGCAUGAAGCAGAGCUAUGACGAGUAUGCCGACUCCGACGAGGACCAGCACGAUGCCUAUUUGGAGAGGAUGAAGGAGGAGGGAAAGAUCCGGGAGGAGAAUGCCAACGACAGUAGCGAUGGCUCUGGAGAGGAGACGGACGAGUCCUUCAACCCUGGAGAAGAGGAUGAUGACGUGGCUGAGGAGUUCGACAGCAAUGCCUCGGCCAGCUCCUCCAGCGGCGACGGAGACAGCGACCGGGAUGAGAAGAAGCCGGCCAAGAAGGCAAAGAUAGUCAAGGACCGCAAGCCCCGAAAGAAGCAGCCGGAGAGCAAGAAAGGAAAAGACCCUAAUGCUCCAAAGCGGCCAAUGUCAGCUUAUAUGCUCUGGCUGAACGCCAGCCGGGAGAAGAUCAAGUCGGAUCAUCCCGGGAUCAGCAUCACAGAUCUAUCCAAGAAGGCCGGGGAGCUCUGGAAAGCCAUGUCCAAGGAGAAGAAGGAGGAAUGGGAUCGCAAGGCGGAGGAUGCACGGCGGGACUACGAGAGGGCCAUGAAGGAAUACAGUGUGGGCGGCAGGUCCGAGAGCUCCCGGAUGGAGAGAUCCAAGAAGAAGAAGAAGAAGCAGGAGAAGCAGAUGAAGGGGAAGGCGGAGAAGAAGGGCACCUUCUCCAAGUCCUCGUCCUCCACCAAAUCCCCGGCCAAGAACUCAAGCGAGACCUUCAAGAGCAAGGAAUUCGUCUCCAGUGACGAGAGUUCAUCUGGAGAGAGCAAGAAGGAGGACUCUGACGACGAGGGAGCCGCCAGCCCAGCCCGCAGCUCGGAGGACUCCGCGUCUGCCUCGGAUUAGGGUGCUCCUGGCUGGUACCCGGAUAGGCGCAGGAUGGGGUUAGGAUUCCCAGGGCAGGGAUGGGGCUCUGGCUGCUCCUGAUGCCCCGCAUCCUGCCCGGGGCUGGCACAAGGCAGGGACGCUGGCCGGGCUGGGACCAGCGGGAUUGGAGCCCCCAGCCCCACCGAGCCCAGGCUCCCAGCCCCUGGAAUUUUUUUAACUGCGCGGGAUUGUUCCCUUUCUCCUUGUUUUGUUUGGUUUUGGUUUUGUAUUUUUGGUCCAUUCACCUGAAAAUGUGAUUGAAUAAAA